CAGCGAUUCCACUCCACCCGUCCUCCACCACACGCUCCACUUCCAUCACCGGACGGAGGCUCUCCAAUUGCCUCAGGCGCUGCCAAAGCCGUCGCUCUCUUUACGGGCGCGCUCCUCCCCGACCAGCCGGCCAGCCUCGCUCCUUCGGGCUGCCUCCCCCUCUCUUCGCUGCAGCGGCCUCACGUCGCACCAUCACCGCCUGCCCUCCUCACGUCCGAACCUUCACGCUCUCCCACAAUCGACUCAUCGCGGCCGUCGCACGCCUUGCGUCCUGAUCACAGACCCGCCCGUAGUCCGCUGCCAUAUCGCGCCUCGCCAUGUCUGCACCCUACGAAAUCCGCGCUGGUGGAGAUGGCAAGAGCAAGAAGCAGAGCAUGGCCGAGCUCAAGCUGCGCCGCUUAACAGAGCUGAACGCGAGGCUCAAGGAGGAUCUGGACCGCCGCCGGAUACCUGUGUCGGAAGCAUCCAUGGACCUCAUUGCGUUCACGGACAAAGAGCCCAAGGACUGGAUGGUGCCAUCGCGAUGGGGCACAAUCGACAAGCGCGAAGACCCGUACGCCCCGCAACAAUCCAACGGCUGCUGCGUUGUCAUGUGAGACGGACAGCGGCGGCGAUGGUCAACUGCAACGGCGUUUACGCGAUUUCGAUUUACUGAUGCGAGUUUCUUACCUUUGAUGGUCGAUAAUACCCAGAGCAGUUUCCUGGGCUUUCACUAGGGACAUUGUACUUUCCGGGCACUGUAAGAUAGGGCAAAAAGUGGUCAUGUUGCCUGCCUUCCGGCUCAAUGGGAGGCUUCUGUUUUGUGUUCGACGGCAUUCAGUGCAAUUCUUGGCGGAUGGACGAUUUGGGUCAACGGUCGGAUAUCUUGACAGCAAUGCAUUUCCUCG
Molecule: messenger RNA, 887 nt
Organism: Mytilinidion resinicola
Lineage: Eukaryota; Fungi; Ascomycota; Dothideomycetes; Mytilinidiales; Mytilinidiaceae
Exons: 3
Coding region: 318-596 (92 amino acids)
Biological process (GO): G protein-coupled receptor signaling pathway
Cellular component (GO): heterotrimeric G-protein complex
Molecular function (GO): G-protein beta-subunit binding
Source: RefSeq, a predicted model, not a curated record